UCCACAAUUUGAGUCCUCUUAUUGUAGAAGUAGGAACCUUCGUCGUGUGUAAUUUGUACUCGACGGAUCUAUUUGAGUGAGACUCCACGAUGGCAGCUCUUGUGAAAACACAUGUGCAGAUAUCUGCAGAUGACGCAGAGCCUCAGGUCGAGGACGACAGUGAAUCUGGAGUAGAGGAGGACAGAGACGGAGAUGAGAGUAGUGAUGGAGAAGAAGAGGGGGACGAAGACGGAGCCGAUGACGAGGACGAAGAGGGAGCCGAUGAGGAGGAGGAUGAUGGUGAAGAGGCAGAUGCCGAAGACGGAGCGGAGGAAGAGAAGGCUGAAGAUGGAGGAGACGGUAACGCGAACGCCGGCUGGGCGGACGCGAUGGCAAAGAUCCUGGGGAAGAAGACGGAGAGUGAGAGCAUCAUCCUGAUAAAGAACAAAGCGCUGGAGAAGAUGAAGGAGAGAGAAAGACAGGAGCAGCUGGAGAGACAGAAACAGGUGGAUAAGAAGCGAACGUGGGAAAUGAUGAGCAGAGUGAAACCUGACGUGGUGAAGGACAGAGAGACGGAGAGAGCUCUGCAGAGAGUGGCCACCAGGGGGGUGGUGCAGCUGUUCAACGCCGUGAGGAAGCAUCAGAAGACCGUGGACGAGAAGGUGAAGGAGGUUGGAGGAUCGGAGAGGAAGAAGGCGAAGCUCUUGUCGUCAGUUUCAAAGAAAGAUUUCAUCGACGUCCUGAGGGGGAGCGAGGGAAGCCAAACACCCAAAACUCCUGCCCCUGUCGAGGAUGAGAAGCCGUCGUGGAGCGUGCUCAGAGACGACUUCAUGAUGGGAGCCUCCAUGAAGGACUGGGACAAACUCAGUGAUGAAGAGGCGGGGUCAGCAGGGGGGGCCAAGCAGAGUGACUCAGACUGAGAACUCCUCACACACAGCGAAGGGGCCGUGAUGCCUUCAGGGACAGUGUGGACAAAAGACACCUGCAGAGUUCAGAGACAGGAGCCUACGAUGGUGUGAGACAGGUGUUGAAGAACAGCUGAUCAGUUUGUCACGCACAGCGCAGAAGAAGAACAUGAGGAGUUUAUGAGAAAAAAACAUUUAAUAGAAUCUGAUGUUCUGAUAUUUUUUAAUGUAAAUAAUGUGCAGAGAGUCAGAGGUUUGGAAAGAUGGAUAAAGAAGUGCCUGACCCUGAACGUGGAGGUCCUCGGAGGAUCUUUGAUUAUUUGCUGAGGUCUGUGAUGGAGUCUGUAAAUAUGAAUGUUUUGUAAUAAACCGCUGAUUCAUGUA
Molecule: messenger RNA, 1268 nt
Organism: Labrus mixtus (cuckoo wrasse)
Lineage: Eukaryota; Metazoa; Chordata; Actinopteri; Labriformes; Labridae
Gene: rrp15
Product: ribosomal RNA processing 15 homolog
Exons: 5
Coding region: 90-899 (269 amino acids)
Biological process (GO): maturation of LSU-rRNA; maturation of 5.8S rRNA
Cellular component (GO): preribosome, large subunit precursor
Source: RefSeq, a predicted model, not a curated record